AUGCAGUGUAGACUUGUUUUUCUUCUUUUUCUUGGCUUACUAAUAAUAUCUGCCAUUUUUGGACAAAUAAGUAUUUGCAAUCCGAAUCCAUGUUUUAACAAUGGCCAAUGCUUAGCAAUCAAUGGCAAUAUGGAUUUUUAUUGCAUAUGUCCACCUAAUCUUCCGGUGGGUGGUAAACGAUGUGAUGAACUGACAAUAGGAACAACAACAACAACAAUGAGACCAGUCAUUAAUCGAUGUUUUUAUCAAUCAACCAUCUGUCAAAAUGCUGGUACAUGCAUACCUGGUGAUAAUGGUGCUUAUUCAUGUCGAUGUCCACCGUCAUAUACAGGAGUUCAUUGUGAACAAUAUAGUUUACCAUCAUCUAUUUGUUCAUCGAUGCCUUGUAAAAAUGGAGGAACAUGUUUGUCACUCACUGGUAGUUCAAAUUAUUAUUGUCAAUGUCCACCAGAAUAUAUUGGAUCUACAUGUACUACAGCUGUUACUGUUUGUCCUACGGAUUACUGCAAAAAUAACGGACAAUGUACAUUUGAUUAUACACUUAGUCGAUUAAGAUGUGCUUGUCCAGGAACAUUUUCUGGUGAACAUUGUGAAAUUCCAAUAGGUCAAGCAAAUGCCUGUGCAAGUUUUCCUUGUUAUAAUGAUGGUAGUUGUACACCAGCUGGAGCUUCUUUUCUAUGUACUUGUAAAGAACAUUUUAAUGGUAAUCAAUGUCAAUUUAAGGAUGAUUCUACUCCGUGUCAUGGUACUCCAUGUUUGAAUAGUGGAAUAUGUGUUCCCAGUGGAAAUACAUUUUACUGUAGAUGUCCAACGAGUUAUACGGGAGCAAGAUGUGAAGAACAAAUAACUUCAUCAAAUACACUUUGUAAUUUAAAUCCAGGCGUAUGCCAACAAGGAAGCACAUGUGUUUCAAAUGCGACUCAUCUUCGAUGUAUUUGUCGACCGGGAACUGAAGGACAAUUAUGUGAAAAAAAUACUACAAAUGCCUGUUUUGGAAUUAAUUCCUGCUUGAAUGGGGGAAGUUGUUAUUCGAGUCAAUCGGGAUUUGUUUGUAUUUGUCCAGAACCAUAUACAGGAAGUAGAUGUGAAACCUCUACAAUAAAUGUCAAUACAUGUACUGCUAAUCCAAACUACUGUAGAAAUGGCGGAAGGCAAGAAGAAAUACUAGAUUGUAUGAUGCUUAAUAAUGCACUCUUUUGUAUAUGUGUACCACCUUAUACAGGAACAACUUGUCAACAAACUAUACAAAAUGAAAUUAAUACCGUGUGUAGUAUUACUAUGGAUAGAUGUAGAAAUGGUGGAACAUGUGUACCAGUUGGAAUAAAUGCGUUUACUUGUCAAUGUAUGCCGGGAUACACGGGAUUAAGUUGUGAAACGGCUACUAAUCCAACAAGUAAUUGUAUGUCAAUGUGUUUAAAUGGUGGCCAAUGUACUUUCGUUGGAAAUUCAUUUCAAUGUAUUUGUCCUAAUGGUUUUACGGGAUCAUUUUGUGAAACAGCAUUAUCAUCAUGCAGUUCUAUAAUAUGUAAUAAUGGAGGUACAUGUAUGACAAUGCCAGGUGGAGCUAGUUCGAUAUGUAUUUGUCCUAAUGGUUUUACGGGAUCAUUUUGUGAAACAGCAUUAUCAUCAUGCAGUUCUAUAGCAUGUGCUAAUGGAGGUACAUGUAUGGCAAUAUCAGGUGGAGCUGCUUGGAUAUGUAUUUGUCAAUCAGGAUUUACGGGAGAUCGAUGUCAAAAUGUAAUAAGUACAACGUCUCGAUGUACUUCACAACCUUGUCGCAAUGGGGGUACCUGCGUUGAUGGACCAUUUACAUAUAAUUGUAAAUGUCCUUAUCCAUACAAUGGACAACAAUGUGAACGUGUAUCAACAGUUCAAUCUCCAUGUGAUAGCAAUCCAUGUUUGAAUUCUGGCAAGUGUAAUCGUGUUGGUAAUGUUUUUACUUGUUCAUGUCCUCCAGGUUAUACAGGAUCAACAUGUGAAACAAAUAUUCGACCAGCUACUUGUACUAUCAAUUGUUCACCAGGUUAUUGUUUUUCAAAUCCAAGUACUCAACUACCAUAUGCUUGUUAUUGUCCCAAUCAUACAAUUCAAUUAAAAUCAUGUACUACUUAA
Rotaria sordida is the source of this 2112-nucleotide messenger RNA. Lineage: Eukaryota; Metazoa; Rotifera; Eurotatoria; Philodinida; Philodinidae. The record is from the annotation of a GenBank genome assembly.